GCCCGACCCGUGAGAUUGGGCGAGCCCAUCGGUGAAAUCUCGGAUCAUCACAAUUCCAAUUUCACUCAUUUUUCUCUCCCAAAUCAAACCACAACACUUCUCCCCAACAACAAUGGCGUUAUCAAAUCUCCGAAGACUAACCCAAUCCCACACCCGCCUCCCCUCCCUCUCCUUCCUAACCCAAUCCCCCAUUUGCCGUCCCACCUCCACCAAAAAAGUCUCCGACCGCAUCGUGCGUCUCUCCGCCAUCGAUUUCGAAGGCCAAAAACACAACGUCAUCGGCCUCACAGGCCAAACCCUCCUGAAAGCCCUAAUCAAUACCGGCUUAAUCGAUCCCGAUUCUCACCGUCUCGAAGAGAUCGAUGCAUGCUCCGCUCACUGCGAAAUCAACAUCGCUCAAGAAUGGCUUGAUAAGCUUCCCCCGAGGAGUUACGAUGAGGAGUAUGUUCUGAAGCAUAAUUCGAGAGCUAGGGUUCUUAAUAAGCACUCGAGAUUGGGGUGCCAGGUUCUUCUUAAUCAUGACCUUCAAGGUAUGGUUGUUGCACUUCCUGAGCCCAAACCAUGGGACACUUCUUAGGGCUUUUUUUUCUUCUGAAUGUUUGGUUGUUGAAUAAUGUGGUUGAUUGAAAGAGGUGAAGUAAUUGAACCUUGUUGUGAUUUAAUGUUUCCUUGUUUUUGUAGUUUGCAAGUUAUGAUGGAACUUUUGGUUAUUUGAACUCUUGUGCCUGUGAUUGGCAAUGAAAUGUGCUAUUAAUAAUUAUUUGCAAUGUUUA
Messenger RNA from Lathyrus oleraceus (garden pea), 773 nucleotides. RefSeq lists its product as uncharacterized. Bases 113 to 577 code for a protein of 154 amino acids. Gene Ontology annotation, cellular component: mitochondrion. The record is from RefSeq and is a predicted model, not a curated record. Lineage: Eukaryota; Viridiplantae; Streptophyta; Magnoliopsida; Fabales; Fabaceae. Gene Ontology annotation, biological process: P450-containing electron transport chain. The transcript has a single exon. Gene Ontology annotation, molecular function: 2 iron, 2 sulfur cluster binding; electron transfer activity.